AUGAGCAGGACGAUUUCGGUGAUAUUUUUAGCCACAUUUUUCAGCACAGCUUUAGCCACAGUGAGUUCCUUCCACAGGUCUUUUAAAAAAAAAUGAAAAAAAAAUCAAUUUCAGGUCAGAUGCCCGCGGGGUCCUUUCGGCACCGAACUCCAAUGCGCAUUCGAAUGCUGUCAAUCUUUAGAAGGUGAAAAUCAUGGGUAUUAUUGUUGUGGACUUGAGGAGAAAACCCUGGUGGAUAGAAAUGGUGUCGACGCUAAAAAUCCACCAAGGGCCGAUAGAUUUGUGGCCUAUUCGGGGAAUUUGCAGUGAGUUUUUUUUUUUGGGAAUUUUUUUCAUCGAAAAUAAAUAAAUAAAUAAAUAUGAGUCAUUCACAUAAUAGAAGAAAACGGAACAAUUGAAUUAUUCUGAUCAAAAUUUUUCGGAACAUGAAAUUUCGAAGGCAGAAAAUUGAUAAAAAAUCAGUUGUGAUCUACCUAAGUAUCCGAUAAACCGCAACGCUCGACCGCAACGCAUCCAACAAUUUUCCAGAGUCGACUACACAAUGCUAGUCAUCGGUCUCAUCGUCUCCAUCAUCAUCUCGAUCCUCCUCUCAUUCUUCUGCUGUCUACUCUGCAACGGCUGCUGGCUGCACCGUCGCCGCAAUCCGCAACAAUACGAAAGUGUCCACGAUCAAUCCGGAUGGUAUCCGAUUUGCUGUAAGUCUUCUCUCUCGAACACCUGUUUUGACCGCACCCAAACCAGUCUUUUCAUAUUUUUCUUAUCAUGUGUCCAAUUAGUGAUUUUUUUCUGAUUCACUUUUUUCUCGUGGCGGAAAAAAUCGACAAAUACAUAAGUAAAAGUAAAAAAGUAAAAGUAUAAGCUGGCCGAGCAAACAUUAAACAGAAAUGUCAAUAUUGAGUUACAAAAUGGGAGGGGGGUGCUUGAGGGUGAAAAUUUGUUGGGAUUUUCCAGGUGGAUUCGGAAUCCCGAUGGGUACUGUCGUGUUUUCGACACAUCCACCACAAUAUCGAGAGGAAAGUGAGAUGUAUGGCGGGUCGUCGAUGUCGAGUCUGCCAAGCUCUAAACAGCGGUGAGUUUGAGCCAGGGUGAUCUUGGGUUUUAAUUUUUUUUUUAAUUUUGGGAACCUUGAAGUUUUGAAUCUAACUCAAUGUUCUCACAGAGUCCGAUUCAACCCUGACGGCACACCUCGAGGAGUUCUCAAAAACGGACACGAGGGUCAACAUCCACCACCACCACAGGGCUAUUAUCGAGAUUAA
This is a messenger RNA of Caenorhabditis angaria, 1256 nucleotides long. The record is from the annotation of a GenBank genome assembly. NCBI's taxonomy places the organism in Eukaryota, Metazoa, Nematoda, Chromadorea, Rhabditida, Rhabditidae.